Molecule: messenger RNA, 858 nt
Organism: Daldinia childiae
Lineage: Eukaryota; Fungi; Ascomycota; Sordariomycetes; Xylariales; Hypoxylaceae
Product: Pyrroline-5-carboxylate reductase
Exons: 2
Coding region: 1-858 (285 amino acids)
Biological process (GO): L-proline biosynthetic process
Molecular function (GO): pyrroline-5-carboxylate reductase activity
Source: RefSeq, a predicted model, not a curated record
AUGGCUUCUAAACUACAGAACAGCAAGUUAGGGUUCAUCGGAGGUGGUAACAUGGCCGGUGCCAUUAUCGGUGGUCUUGUGGCUAAGGGUAUUAACAAACAGAAUAUUAUCGUCUCUGAACCCUGGGAGGUGAAUCGGGAUAAGAUUGGGGCAACGGGGGUGCGCACCACUACAUCCAACAAUGAGGCAUCACAGGAUGCGAACCUCCUCGUUCUUGCAGUGAAGCCGCAGGUUACAAAGGGUGUAUGCCAAGAGCUUGCCGGCGCUUGGGCCGAGCGCACGUCUUUACCCUUAAUUGUCUCUAUUGCCGCAGGUAUCACGCUGGAGAGCCUCAAGGAGUGGCUGAAGCUCACCGACGGACGCACACCUCACAUUAUUCGUGUGAUGCCUAAUACACCUGCUUUGCUAGGCGAGGGCGCAUCCGGCCUUUACGCGAGUGGUGACGUGUCGCAAGAAGAGAAAGACUUGACUGCAGCGCUACUAGGCAGCGUGAGCAAGGUGACCGAGUGGGUAGAUCGGGAAGAGUUGAUCGACGUCGUCACUGGCCUGUCAGGAUCCGGACCUGCUUACUUCUUCGCGAUGGUUGAGCAUUUGAUCGAAAGCGGGAUAAACCUAGGACUCUCGCGGGAGCAAGCAACGCGCCUAGCCAAGCAGACUUGCUUUGGGGCGGGUAAGAUGCUAGUUGAAUCGUCCGAAGAGCCGGCGCAGCUACGAAUCAAUGUUACUAGUCCAAAAGGAACUACGGAAGCCGCCCUGAAAAGCUUCGAUGCCUCGGGAUUCAAGGAAAUUGUCGAUAAAGCCGUGAAGGCAGCGGCCGAUCGAGGCAAGGAGUUAGGAGAGACUCUUGCCAAGUCAUAA